AUAGGUAGCUUCGGAGGUGCAAGGGCCAAAAAGCCUUCUUUCUACAGCAACCACAAGAACUGUGCAGGGGAUCCACGACCGAGCUCCUAUGGCAUAUUUGUUUCCAAAGCCCCUCGGCUCCACCUGGCUGCUCCUGCCUUCCACAGAGCCUCAGGCCGCAAGGGGACGGGUUACGAAUUUUUUCCCGUACAAACACGCAAGAGGCAGGAAGGGCAAAGUCCUACAGAGGUGUGUGUGGGAGGGUGGAAGCAGGGAUCCGGACGACUCGGCAGGGAGCCGUACUCUUCCUCAUCUUCGCCCGGAAAAGAGGACACACGACGGCUACCGGACCAAACGAAGUACACCCGAGGCUCUCCCCCGCCGCCGGUGCCGCCGCCUCUCCGUUUCCGCCGCGCCGCGGGCACUGCGCAGGCCCGGCGCCGCCACCCUCAUGGAGGAGGAGGAGGAGGAUGAGGGUGGUGGAGGCCGGAGGGUCGUGGGGAGCCCGGCCGCGUCCGCCCGCUUCGUGCGGUGCCUCUACGCGGUGGGAUUCCUGGACUUAUUUGGAGUGAGCAUGGUUGUUCCUUUAAUGAAUCUUCAUAUCAAAUCUCUAGGAGCAAGUCAUACUGUGGCUGGAAUCAUAGGAUCUCUCUAUGGUGUAAUGCAGCUAUUUUCCAGCACAUUUGUGGGCUGCUGGAGUGAUAUAGUAGGAAGACGGUAUUCCCUGCUUGCUUGUAUUCUUCUCAGUGCACUGGGUUACUUCCUCCUUGGAAAUUCCACCACAGUGUUCCUGUUUGCUAUUUCUAGAGUCCCUGUAGGUAUUUUCAAACACACACUUUCCAUCUCUAAAGCCCUGCUGUCUGACCUGGUUUCAGAGAGGGAUCGCCCUUUAGUAAUGGGGCGCUUCAAUGCAGCCUCCAGUGUGGGCUUCAUUCUGGGACCUGUUGUUGGUGGCUACCUUGCAGAGUUCGAAGGUGGCUUUUACCAAACAUCCUUCAUCUGUGCCUCUAUCUUCCUUCUGAAUGGUGGUCUUGUCUGGAUGUUACCCUGGAGUGAAGAAAACACUAGCAGUAGGGGCCAUUACCAAGACAAAGGAACAAACAGUUUCUCAGCAAAAUCAAAUCAUGACCUUCACCUGAAAUCAGCAACUAGUAGAACUGUGACAAACAGUAGUUUUUUUCAGUCUCCAUGGAUCCAAGUUGCAACAGUGCUGAAGAAGAUUAAAGGAAUUGCGUGCUCUAAUUUGUGGGAUGUAUUUUUAGUGCGGUUCCUGAUGUCUGUUGCUAUCCUGCUGUACUAUAGUAAUUUUACUCUGGCCUUGGAGGAGAGAUUUGGGGUGAAACCUUUGUUUGCUGGAUACCUAAUGAGCUAUAGCAGUGCACUUGGAGUCCUGGCUGGUUGUCUGCUCGGACCAAUAACGAGACUCUAUCAUCACAACACUUACAGACUUUUGUUGCACUCCAGCACUUUUACCUGCGUGCUGAUUCUCCUGUAUGCUUCAGCAUUGAGCAUAUGGAUGGUCAUUUUGUCCUCCACGUUCUUGGCCUUCUCCACUACUAUAGGCCGUACCUGUAUCAUUGAUCUGGAACUGACCGUUGGUGGGAACGAGGCCAGCGGUACACUCCUAGGUGUUGGACAGUCAGUGACAUCAGUGGGACGUAUUAUUGCCCCACUCCUUUCUGGAAUUGCUCAGGAGUUCAGUCCUUGUGGCCCUCCAAGUCUAGCUGUGGGACUAGCAUUAGUUGCUAUUGUGAUAAUGAAUGCAAACAAACAAAAAUACUGUAGUCGUGGAAGCGUGAAGUUAAAAGAUCAGUAGUCAAAAUCUUGGAUUGCACAGGUGUAUUUUCAUCUGCCAGGCUUGUACAAUAAUUACAUGAUUUUUAAAGCACAUCAUGUUCCCAUGUUAGCAAGUCUAUAUAUGUAUUUCUGCUGCAGGGAUUUAAGUGUAGACAGAUGUUAUUCUAACAGGUACCACUAGGACAUUUCUAAGAGGGCAGAUGUUACUACAUUGUCCUGGUUGUGAUUUUUUAAAUGGAUUUUUAACCGUUCUGGAGGGGAAAAAAAGAAUGCCAGGAAACGCACAAAUCCUUCGUGUAGCUCAUUUUUGAAACAGUGUUUAGAUUGAAAGAUGGUUAAAAAAGGGUAAUCAAAGGUGAAUUUUUGUUAUUUAAUCAGAGGGAGAAUUUGCGCUAUGUUUGGCCUUAAUUUCUUAUGCUGUGGUCUGUUUCCUUUUGUCUUUUGUGACAGUACUUUAUAUAAUAGGAUGUUUGCUUAUGUGAUUUUUGUGUAGUAUAUUUUGUCCACAAAACUUUCUGCAGACCUUGGUUAGGCACUUUGGGGUAAUCAUGCAACCCCUGCUGAUUCCUGGUCUUUCCCAAGUAACAGAAUUGGGUAUGUGCUAACUUCAUGUACUAGAAGACCUAAUCUGAGAUUAAUACAAGACCAUUCAAACUGAUACUGAGGCUGAAGUUUUUAUCGAAAUUUGAACUGGUGGCUUCUGUUUAGUAAUAGUUUCUACUGAGGAACUAUAUUCCUUUAUUUGUAUUUAUUUGUAUUAUUGUCAUAAUUCCUUUAUUUGUAUUUCCUGUGCAACUUUGUACCCUCAUUUUAAGAAAAAUUUCCUUCUUAAUUCUCUCAAAUGACUGUAAAAAGUGUAAAGGAGCAUCUAGCAGUAGUUCAAGGAUCUGGAUUAAUGCAUCCUGUCUCAUCUCAGGCAUAAAUGACACUUUGGUGACAAGAGAAAUACAGGUUUGUUGGUGUUUUAGUCCUCAUCUGUGUGCAUGGCUUAGCUGAACAGAGUUGUAGCAUUCCUAUGCUAUUUACUGUUCAAGCUCAUUACUUGCCAGUCAGCAUUGUUUGUAUUUCAUAUGAAACAUGGGAAAAGUGUAUUUUGCUCUGAUAAUGUUCUCUAUGAUCUUCAUUAUUACUUGAUGAAGGUACAAAGUCAGCUCUGUGAGUGUUUGGUUGGGGGGGGGAUUUUAUACAAUUUAGUUAUCUCCUGGAACACAUCAGUGCAAACACUCUUCCUGCUUCAGGUGAGUCAUGAAUGGUGCUCACAUUUUUUAUUUUCAUUUUCUUCUUUACCUUUUUCCACUGCCUACUAGCAUUCAAAUAAUUUUUGAAACCUCAGUGAUUCCAGUGGCAGCACCAUAGGAAUUCAUAUAUGGAACUCUGAAUUGUUUUAAUUUUAUUUAUUGACAUAAUCAGUGUCUUAUUCCUACUGUGAUUUCAGUACAUAUCCUCAGAGUUCUUUAUUACAGUAUUAUGUGUUUCAUUUCUCCCUAGGAACUUGAGGCAUUUUCAAGUCUCUUAUCUUCUUUUGACAUCUCUCGGUAGAUGCCCAAAACAUUAUUGCUCUAAAUUUCUUAUUUUCUUUCCUUACAUCUUUUAAGUUGGUUUUUGGGUUUUUUUGGGGUUUGUAUUGUUUUGUUUUGUUUUUUGUUUUUUUGUUUUUUUUUUCUUGACCUAAAACUAUGCUUCUGUAAGUAAGGGAAUUCUGUUUUGCAUCUCUAGCAAGGGGUUAAGGAAAAGGGUUGAAAAAAAAGCUUCAAAAAUUAAUAUAUAUGAGUGAUUUAGUAAUUUUUCCAAUACUUAUUUAUAUGAUGUAACAUAACAUUUACCCUUCUAAAUUGCUGCACUGAUUUAAUCUUUGUGAACAUCUAUCCUAAUACAUACCCUACUGAAUAUUGGUUAUAAAAGCCUCACAGUUGAGAAAUCUGUGGAAGCCUAUGGUCUUGGGGACACAUUGCAACACAUUUUACAGAAGAUUUUUACUUCUUGGAGGACAAAAUGAUUCCUGAAGUGCCACAGAAACAUUUCUUUUCUGUACAGGUACAGAAAAAUUGCACUAUUUUUUUUUCCUUGAGGACUAGAAAUAAAGUGACA
Pseudopodoces humilis (Tibetan ground-tit) is the source of this 3864-nucleotide messenger RNA. It is a transcript of the gene SLC67A2, whose product is annotated as solute carrier family 67 member 2. The record is from RefSeq and is a predicted model, not a curated record. Gene Ontology annotation, molecular function: transmembrane transporter activity. Gene Ontology annotation, biological process: transmembrane transport. Gene Ontology annotation, cellular component: membrane. Lineage: Eukaryota; Metazoa; Chordata; Aves; Passeriformes; Paridae.